UUAGAUGAUUCUCCAAAAUUUAAAUCCUCUUGAAACUAUUAUUGACAUCAACUAAAAGAAAAUUUCAGAUGAUUAAAAGAAAAGCUCGUUCUUUUUAGUUUCUUUUUUCUUUUUGUUUCUAAUUACUCUGCUAUUUGGUAUUUAUUUAUAGCCAAUGAAGCCAUCUCCUCUGUCCAAGAAAACAGAGGCUACUAAAAAAACAGAGUAGUAGCGUUCUCCUUUCAUGAACCACAAUUCCCCUUCUUCAUUUCUUCUAAAAUUUCAAUGAAUUCUUCUUUCUUUCACUCCCAAAACUCCAAUCUCUCGCCAGAAUCCUCCUUUAGCUCCUUCGAAUCUCUCCGAUGGGAAGGUUUUCAAAUCAACGAUAACUCUCUGCCCUUCAACGAGAAUGAUUCCGGCGAAAUGCUCCUUCACAGCUUAAUCUCCGAGGCUGCCGUGUACCCACCGGGGAAUUGCCACCAGGAGACUCCGAUCAAAGAUGAGGAGGUCGAUUCACUCGAAGAAGAAGAACCCCACAAGAGAAAGUCUUACAGAGGAGUCCGUCGGCGACCGUGGGGAAAAUUCGCGGCAGAGAUACGGGACUCGACCCGAAAUGGGGUUCGAGUUUGGCUCGGGACAUUCGACAGCGCCGAGGCGGCCGCUUUGGCCUAUGAUCAAGCCGCUUUCUCAAUGAGAGGUUCCGCCGCCGUUCUCAAUUUUCCGGUUGAAAGAGUUCAGGAAUCGCUCAAGGAGAUGGAAAUGAUCAACUCCGCCGCAUGCGACGGCGACGGCGACGGAGACGGCGGAUCUCCGGUGGUGGCUCUGAAGAGAAAACACUCGAUGAGGAAGAAAUUCACGAGAAGAACAAACAAAGAGAGAGAUGAAAAUGGGAAGAUUGAGAAUAAUGUCGUUGUUUUGGAAGAUCUUGGCUCUGAUUAUUUGGAAGAACUUCUAAAGUCGUCGGAAAAUCUCCGGCCGUGGUGAAAUCUCUCUGACAAUCUUAAAGUCCAAUCAUUUUUGUGUUAGGCCGAACAAAUUAUUUGAGAAGCUACAACAAUCUUAUACAAAAUAGACUAUAUGUUAAAAAGAAACAACUACAUUGUGACAGUCAUACACAAGAUAUUAUUACCUUGUUUAUAGCUUUGCAACUUAGAUGUUCAUGUGAUAUAACCCUAGAUUAUUGCCAUUAGUUAAUAUGGCUUCCAAGAUUUUGUAUCAUUUUUUCCUUGCCUUUUUUAAGCAAGAGAAAAAUAACAAAAAUUUUGGAUUUUUUUUCUUUUUUUUCUGGUUGUAUUAAUGUAUAAAUUAUAUUUUUGUUCGUCUAUCUAGUA
This is a messenger RNA of Benincasa hispida (wax gourd), 1310 nucleotides long. Its product is annotated as ethylene-response factor C3-like. Gene Ontology annotation, molecular function: DNA-binding transcription factor activity; DNA binding. Gene Ontology annotation, biological process: regulation of DNA-templated transcription; ethylene-activated signaling pathway. The record is from RefSeq and is a predicted model, not a curated record. NCBI's taxonomy places the organism in Eukaryota, Viridiplantae, Streptophyta, Magnoliopsida, Cucurbitales, Cucurbitaceae.